Messenger RNA from Doryrhamphus excisus (bluestripe pipefish), 7475 nucleotides. RefSeq names its product neuronal PAS domain protein 2 (gene npas2). Lineage: Eukaryota; Metazoa; Chordata; Actinopteri; Syngnathiformes; Syngnathidae. Gene Ontology annotation, molecular function: DNA-binding transcription factor activity, RNA polymerase II-specific; protein dimerization activity; RNA polymerase II cis-regulatory region sequence-specific DNA binding. Gene Ontology annotation, biological process: regulation of transcription by RNA polymerase II; circadian regulation of gene expression. The record is from RefSeq and is a predicted model, not a curated record. Gene Ontology annotation, cellular component: CLOCK-BMAL transcription complex; nucleus; cytoplasm.
CCCCUCCUCCUGGUGCCUACGGCUUCUUGCUGUUGUCGACUAUUGAGCUACCAGCUGACCUACUUUCUCUCCUCUCAGCCGCUCGCUGCUGUUGACAAGCCCGCCGAGGAUGGUGGACCACGCAGCCCGCCAAACACACGGAUGGCAAAGCGCUUGAAGUGGACUUUUUCAUCGAGCCCAGUCAGAACCGACCGGACGGGGUCUCCCCCCCUCCUAAAUAAUAUAAAUGCGCCUUGUCAAACUUGUUAUGCAAUUUAACGCGUUCGGCCACGCAGCCAUCGUCGCUGCGCACGCAAAAAAAUGAUCACAUCGGUGCAGUUUUUUAGGCGUGGAUGUUUGUUUUCUGCCGGACACCCUUUCCUUUCAAGGAUUUGGCAUUUUUUGGUCCUCUAGUGUGUACUAGAUUUGUAUGAAGGUACGCUCAGAUGAGGUCAACACGGAUUGUGAGACUCGAGAGACAGCCUGGAUGGGAAAGAGCGUGAGUAUGGACAACCUUUCUGACUUCGGCGGCCCCUGUCCUUCCAGCCACAGGGAAUGGGAUACCAUCAGCUGUGUGGAAGAUUUAAUGGAUGAAGAUGAAAAAGACAGGGCCAAAAGGGCAUCCCGAAACAAAUCAGAAAAGAAGAGACGAGACCAGUUCAAUGUGCUCAUCAAGGAGCUGUGCACCAUGCUGCAGGGCCAAGGCCAUCCUCGCAAGAUGGACAAGUCCACCAUACUGCAAAGAACUAUUGACUUCUUGCAGAAGCAAAAAGACAUCAGCGCACAAAAUGAAACGUGUGAUGUCAGACAAGACUGGAAGCCUUCAUUCCUCAGCAAUGAGGAGUUCACGCAGCUCAUGCUCGAGGCACUAGAUGGUUUCUUGUUAGCGUUAACUACAGAUGGAAACAUCAUAUACGUGUCGGACAGCGUGUCUUCACUUAUUGGACAUUUGCCGUCAGAUAUGGUGGACCAAAAUAUCUUAAAUUUCCUCCCGGAGCGGGAACACGGGGAGGUGUACAAGCUGCUAUCAUCCCAUAUGCUGAUGACCGACCCCAUUGCUGCUGACUUCCUAGCCAGUGAGGCACAUGUUGAAUUUUGCUGUCACCUUGCCAGAGGCAAAAUUGAUCCAAAAGAACCACCCGUGUACGAGUAUGUCAAGUUUGUUGGGGAUUUCAAGUUUCAUAACAAUGUGCCUACAUCCUCUUGUAACGGGGUUGAAUUGACAUUACCAAGAAGCCUGCAGUCAUCGCUGGAGGAGCAGGUCUGCCUCAUUGCUACUGUACGAUUAGUCACUCCGCAGUUUCUUAAGGAUUUGUGUAACGUGCAUGAUCCUUGUGAUGAAUUCACAUCCCGGCACAGCCUGGAAUGGAAGUUCCUGUUUCUAGAUCACAGAGCUUCUCCAAUCAUAGGCUAUUUACCCUUUGAGGUUCUUGGAACAUCUGGCUAUGAUUACUACCAUGUGGAUGACUUGGAGCUUAUAGCACAAUGUCAUAAGCAACUGAUGCAGUUCGGAAAAGGUAAAUCCUGCUACUAUCGCUUUCUGACAAAGGGCCAGCAGUGGAUUUGGUUGCGGACACACUACUACAUCACGUAUCACCAGUGGAACUCAAAACCAGAGUUCAUCGUGUGUACUCACACGGUUGUCAGUUAUGCUGAAGUACGAGCUGAAAGGAGGCGAGCGUUUGGCCUUGAGGAGCUGUCACCACUGGAGAUAGCACCCUCCUCUGUGAAGGCCCAGGAGCUGUACUUGGACAUGUGUUCCACACUGGACCCGCCACGGGACAGAAACAGCGGUGCUCGUUCGGUAUCCUCCCACAGCUCUCGGAAGUCCUCCCACACAGCACAGUCGGACUCAGCAUCAGCAAACUCGUAUACGGAGACCUGCACGCCGUCAUGGCAGUCUGCUUCUGUCGGCACAGAGAGAACGCCGGCCAGAGUCCAAGCUGGGAGUUCAAAGAAUUUGACCCAAAGACAAAAUUCCUUUGACCUGGUCCCCCAAAUGAGCCUCCCUGUUUCUCCUCCUUGCAGCAAGCGUUCAACGAUGCAGCAGCAAACACAACAACAACCACAGCAACAGCAGCAGCAGUCGUCGUCGUCGUCGUCCAUGUUUCAGCUGCAGCAGCCUCAGCUUGGUGUCAUGAACCAGCUGAAGGAGCAACUGGAGGAGAGGACGCGCAUCCUGCAGGCUGACAUUAAGACGCAGCAGCAGGAGCUACACGACAUCAAAGAGAAGCUUCACCUCGCUAACCUUCAGAUGUUGCUACAACAGCCGAUCCACAAUGAAUUUGCCCAGCAGCCCCAGCCGCCCCAGCAACAGGGCCCAGGCAGGCCAACUCCGCAGAGCCAAUCAGGGGUCAUCAGGCAGCUCCCUGGCACCCCAAAACCACCGUCUUGCGGCGCUCACAGUUCGUCGCCUCAUUCGCUGCUGAGAGAGAACAACUCUCCCUCAACACAGGCCCCACAGAGGAUCUCUCGAAGUAGCCAGGUGCAGGCAGUGAGUGUGCCCAUGCAGACCAACACGAGUCUGACCAUGCCCUUCUACAGCAACCCCAUGAUGUUCUCUCAGACCAACACCAGGCCUCUACACGAUGCAAACCAAAGACACACGGACAGCAAUGAGUUUAACCAAGAUGGACAACUACGCAUGCUCCUCAACCAGCCAAUGCAGACGCUGGUUCCCACAAGCAGUGUCUCCUCGCAGCCUUCCCAACAGUGCAACAUGGGCAUUCCCCAGACCUUAUACACCUUGGAUCAGCAGAUCAUCACGCCUUCGUUCUCCAUGCAACAGGUCAACUGUAACGCCGUGCUCGUGCCCUCUCAGGUCUUCUCGUCGCCCAUCAUGAUCCCGCACAACAGUUUCAUCUCCCACCAGUCGCAGUCAAGCUACCAGGCUCAGCCUCAGGCAUCACAGCACUCCCUCCAGCUCCAGCAGCCCCAGCAGUUCUUUCAGAUGACCCAAGGAUUGGUGCACAGUGGAUCGACUCCAGCAUUCUUACACACCGCCAACAUCCAGCAGCAAAGUACCGUGGGAUACAUACAGCAGCCGCCGCCGCAAGCACAGCAGCAACAGCCGCAACAAAGAUCGUACCAACAUUCCCACAAUCAGAAUGUUUCAGACUUUAGGAAUAUGCUAACACGGUAGCACUGUAGAAAUCGGCAUCAAACUCUGCAGCAAAACUGACUGACACGAGCGGCCCGAACCUUAUAAUGUGAAGCUGCUCGUUCACGGGACGUGCUGGAGUUCAACGCGACGCGGAUCAGACGUAACUGAGGAUCUGAGGAAUGUGAUGAUGAGAGGCGGGGCCUUUCAUCACCAGCUCGCGACACGCUGACUUGUCAUUGAAACAAGUGGAUUUAUCACCGCUGUCACAAGGACGCCACUUUCAUUUCGCACUUUGCUACCAAGCCCCACCCAGAAGUAGAGUAUUUAUUUUUGCCUAAAGUUAAUAUUAAAUAUGCACACGGCUUCACAGUGAGAUUAUUUUCCCUCACAACCCCCUUCAGUGAUACGAGUUCCCUUUUUUUGUCUGGAAAAAAAAAGGGAUGAGUGGGAAUUCGGACACCAGCCCCUAAAUAUGUGACCAUCGGGGCUUCAGUGUGGAAUAUCAUAUCUCUUUUUAAGCUACACUGACUCCUCAAGGCACAUUUGCCUAAACUUGACAAGCAUCCAUCUUUAUUGAAAGGCUCAGUCUGCAACAUGAAGGGCUGCUUCAACUGUCUCAACACUUGCCAGUGAAAUUAACAACAGUCCCACAAUGAGCACUGCAGCGCCACUGUGGACAGACUUGGUAAACAAGUUCGUAGUGGAGGGGGGAUACUGUAAUGUGCCUUGAACCAUGCUACUACUUCUACCAUGGUGCAGUUCCAUUGUUGUGAUUACGGCUUUAAAAAUCCUACUCAGGUGCAUUUGGGAUACAAAGUUUCUAUUUUCAUAGAUAGUAAUUUAUUAUGUUUUUCCCGCAUCAGAUUCAAAUCAAGAGACAUAUAGAUUUAUAUUGGAGAUUGGAAAAAAUCUAUAUACAGGAUGCCUUCGCGACCCUACCUUGUCCCAUCAAUUAACUCAGAUGCUUUAUUCUUUCACAUUGAAUAAUAUAUAUGCUGAAACCCUGGUUACAUUUAUUUGAAAUUAUUCAGAAAUGUCACAAGGUUUAGAUGAAUUUGAAACGGUGAUGCAGGAAAUUAAAGGGUCACCACUGGUUUUAACCCGACGUCAUGUACAUGUUAUAGGUUUGUAAAUUGGAUUUUUCAGUCCAAACGUCACAAAAAUGGUGCCGUUACAAAGAUAUUAAUGCUUUUUAUUUUCGGACACCGUCAGAGGGGUAUUCACUAUAUAUAAUAUUUAGUUUGUCUAAAACAUCCUGCAGUAUAAUCGGUUUAUAGUAAACAUUUAAUGCAAUGUGGUAAAAUGUACAAAUUUCAAAGUUGAAAUACAUAAAAAAAUCAUUCUGAGAAAAAGUGUUCCAGAAUGUUUCAAAAAAUGUGUUGGAAAUCAAUAAUAAAAUGAAUGAAAUGAAAUGCAGAAUCCACAUACCAAUGAAUGCAAACCUAAUGAGAAUAGUACAAUAAUGAAACAUCCUGUUAAAGUUAUAGCCCUCUGACAAUUAAACUAGGGAUUAUUAUCUUUGUAAAGGCAGAAUUCAUCAUACAAAUCCUGUUUUAGCGCUCAUUAGAUUGUGCAGGCGGACCUACAGUCAUGGAAGAAAUUAUUAGACUGCCCUUGUUUCUUCAGUUUCUUUCAUUUUAAUGCUUGGUUCAACUAAAGGUACCUUUAUACAAAUAUAAAGAUGACAAAAAUCUCAUACGAGAUACAAUGAAAUACAAUGCUAUAAGUAUUGAUGUAAAAACUUAAGUGAUUUCGGUUUUGACCAAAAUAAAAAAAAAGUAAGUUGCUAGAUAUCAGCUCUUAAAGGGGACCACUUCUCCACUUCUCUGACCUAUAAAUGUAGUUAGAAUGUUGUAUUUUCAUGCUAAGUUUCAGAUAAUGAGGUUUGCGCAUGUAAAGUGAGCCCUGAAAGAAGUUUAGAAUGGCUCAAAACGCCCGGUUUCAAAAGGCGUGGUAAAACUGCCCCCUUUGUGAUGUCACAGAGAGACGGACUUCCUUAUAUGGUUUAUAGUUAGGAAGCACUUUGGGCGUGUGACCAAUCACAGUGGAGUGGAAUAAAUUAAAACAGACCGUUUUGACAGGAAGCACAAAUCAAAGUAAAUAUAGCUGGAAUAGGUACAGAUUCUGGAAGAUCUAAAAAAGUGUUCUGUGUGGGUUAUUGUGUGUAGCUGCUCUAUAGGAGACCACAACUCAAUACAAAGGGUUGAAAAUGAACAUAAUAGGUCCCAUUUAAAUUAAACUCUCAAGAGUUAUUUUGUUAUCAUGGUUAUAUCUGUCCAAACAAAUUUACAACCUUUAGUUGUACCAGGCAUGGAUCCAUAAACAGGGGUGGUCUAUAAUAUUUUUUUCUUCCAUGACUGUAUAUUGUGGCCAGCUCAAUAGUACUUUCAGUUUAAAUUUAUUAUAUUUACUAAUACAGCGGUACCUCAGUUUUCAUUAAUUCCUUAUAAAAAAGGAAAACCGAAAUGUACGAAAACACAUAAUCCAACGUAUAUCCAAUGAAUCUGUUCCAGACACCCUAACAUUUGAACUAAUAAUAGAUUGAGAAUAAUUAUAAUUUUACAUGGUUGGGACUUAUUGGUGCGACUUCCCGUACAUCCUGGUGCGAUUGAAUUCAAUAGUGUUUCUCCACCCUCUUUAUGUCUCAGCUUGAUGGGUUAUGUAUCAGUGGGAUGCUUUCUUUGGGCUAUCCAUUUCCCGGAAUGAAACCCAGGUUCCACUGUAAGCAAUUUUCUCAAAGCAUGUGGUGAACUUGAAAAAAAAAUAAAGAAAAAUAUACAAAUUUAGGCAGUUAAGGGAGGCCCAGACGUUGUCUCGCCCUUUGGACUCCCCCGGUAUAUUAACAUUGUGACUGUUGUAUGCGUGUGUGUGCAAUGACAACGCAUCAGAGAGAGAUGUAAAGUAUAUGAAGAAGCUUCAUUGAAGAACAGCUGCUAAUUAUCUAAGGAUCAAACACUGCACGCCAUUUUUUCAAAUUUGUCACUCACUUUCUUUUAAUUAUAUGUUGUCAGGAAAGCUGACUGCUAUUUGCUCAACUGUGUAUCAGCUUCUACUGACAAUCCUAAUUGAAUUCCCCACAGACACAAUAGAGUUAUGAUCUCAACUGUUAGUGUUUUUUUCUCCCCCAGUAACGCUUGGUGUGAGCGACGACAUCAAAACGUGCCGUGCCGUUCUACUCUUCGACGACGAUGUGCAAUGUCUGUUUGAGAAUGUUAAUUUAUACUGUUUGAUACACCACUGUACUGCUUAAAUUAUUAUAUAUAAGGGUUUUUUGUUGUUGUUGAAAUACCCUGACAUUCCAUGGUGUGGAUAUCUUGUCAGAGACAAUAUGUUACACUCGAUGAUUACAGCUUAUAGACUUGGAAUGUGGUAUAGCUUGUUUUUUCCUCCUGAUCAUGUGAGACACAACCACUGAUUUAAAAGAAAAAAAACUAACUAAAAGUUCACCAUGAUGAAGUCAUCCAAACAUGGAAGAGAUUUAAGCGUUUGAUUUUGUGUUCCUUUUGCUGCUGAAAUGCUAAGCAGUGCCAAUAUUUGCAGUUAUCGAGGCAUAAUGAUGUCUCUCGUAUAGAAAUAGAAGCAGGUGGUGACGACUAGCUGACAUUGUGCAGGAGGCGGGGAAUGCACAUGUGGACCUUUCAGUCAGAAAGACCACUUCUAUUGUUAUUUGCCUUGCAUUCAUAUGAAAUAAUAAUGCACUCAUAUCCCAUUGCAGUUUAAGCUCAACAUGAUUUGCAUUGGAACACAAACACCCCGUCUUCACCUGGAUGUAAACAUUUUAGAGCCUUUCGAUCAUGUAAAUAAUUUGCUCGAAACAUUUCAACCAUCUCCCCUGUGUUUAGCUUCAUGGGCUUUUUCCAUUUGGUCUCACUGUUUUUGAAGGUUUGUGAUCUUUUUCCUGAUUUGUCAGGUGAUGAUGGACACUUUUAUUUUGGUGGAAGACUAUUAAGGCCAGGAACUGAGGAACAUGAACCUGCCACACAGCAAUUUCUGCUGUUGCGGUGCAGAAAACAUUGAAUAUAUUGUAUAUUAGAAUGUACAAAAAGACACUAGAUGAUAUAGUUUAUUUUGUAUGUCUCAUGGAUUACAUAUGUACGUUACAUGAUUUUACAAUUAAAGUAAUUUUGUAACAGAUAAUCAAGUGUCUUAAUAGAGGUGAGGCUCUGUUGUGUUGGUGUUGCAGUCGCUUGUAUGUUGUUUUUUUUCCCCUCUCCUUGUAUUUACCAUUGAAAGAAGCUUUAAAAAUAUAUAUUGUAAAUAUUGUUGAAAUGAAAAUAACAAAUUAAGUUUACAGUCUUAACAUAUCUUGACAUGAAUUAUGUUAUAUUGAAAUAUUUAUAAAAAAUCAGCCUGGAUAUUGUGAAAUAUUUGGAAAUAAAUAUUUUUAAACAUA